CACCAGUCGAGUACAGAAGCUGCAAACUCUCCAACAUACAUCAGUAUGAUGAUGGCUCGAGGUGUUUUUAAGCUGCAAUCCCUGUCUGGUGUGCUUUGUGGGAAAUCAUGGAUUGUCGGAGCUUUGACAGUUAAAAGAGUUGUGGUUUGUCGGGCUGCUGUGAACCAACAGAAAAGAUCCUUUUGUUCAUCAACUGCAUCUGAGGGCGACAGGUCAGAUGAAAAACUGAUGGUGCACUUCAUCAAUCGAGAUAAUGAAAAAUUAACUGUAUUGGCAAAGGAGGGUGAAAGUCUGCUUGAUGUUGUGAUCAAAAAUAACUUAGAUAUUAAUGGAUUUGGAACUGCCAAAGUCUGA
Messenger RNA from Rhincodon typus (whale shark), 354 nucleotides. It is a transcript of the gene fdx1b, whose product is annotated as ferredoxin 1b. Lineage: Eukaryota; Metazoa; Chordata; Chondrichthyes; Orectolobiformes; Rhincodontidae. Gene Ontology annotation, molecular function: iron-sulfur cluster binding. The record is from RefSeq and is a predicted model, not a curated record. Bases 46 to 354 code for a protein of 102 amino acids. The transcript has 3 exons.